Ailuropoda melanoleuca (giant panda) is the source of this 3072-nucleotide messenger RNA. RefSeq names its product transmembrane serine protease 13 (gene TMPRSS13). Gene Ontology annotation, biological process: proteolysis. Lineage: Eukaryota; Metazoa; Chordata; Mammalia; Carnivora; Ursidae. The transcript is spliced from 14 exons. The coding region runs from base 115 to 1632 and encodes 505 amino acids. Gene Ontology annotation, molecular function: protein binding; serine-type endopeptidase activity. The record is from RefSeq and is a predicted model, not a curated record. Gene Ontology annotation, cellular component: membrane.
GCUGGCCCUCAUCCUUCCAGCCCCUUUUUCCCCACAUGCCGGGGAAGAUAGGGGCCAACAUGGAUCUUCCUGUGGACAUCAGCUGAGCCUGGAAGCUUCACUUCUCAGGAGACCAUGGAAAGGGACAGCAGCCAGAAUGCUUCUCCGGCAAGGACGUCUCCAGCCCGGGCGUCCCCGGCCCGGUCAUCCCCUUCCAGGUCAUCAUCUGCCAGGUCAGCCUCCACGGCAUCCUCUCCGACGAGAGUGUACCUCGUUAGAGCGACACCAGUGGGGGCCGUGCCCAUCCGGGCAUCUCCUGUCAGGUCACCGCCAGCCACCAGGGCCACCGGGGAGAGUCCAGGUAGCAGCUUGCCCAAGUUCACCUGGCAGGAGGGCCAGAAGCGGCUGCCACUCAUCGGAUGUGUCCUCCUCCUCAUCGCCCUCGUGGUGUCGCUCAUCAUUCUUCAUGGGGGAAGAGAGCCCCAGAGUCCAAGAGGGAUUGCAGUCUACUUCUGGCGGGGCCACACAGGGAUCAAGUACAAGGAGCCAGUGGAGAGCUGCCCCACCCAUGCUGUGCGCUGUGAUGGGGUCGUGGACUGUAAGCUGAGGAGUGAUGAGCUGGGCUGUGUGAGGUUUGACUGGGACACGUCUCUGCUUAAAGUCUACUCCGGAUCCUCCCAUCAGUGGCUUCCCAUCUGCAGUGACAGCUGGAAUGACUCCUACUCGGAGAAGACGUGCCAGCAGCUGGGUUUCGUGAGUGCUUACCGGACAACUGAGGUGGCUCAUAGGGAUCUUGCCAGCAGCUUCUCAAUCUCCAAAUACAACUCCACCCUCCAGGAAAGCCUCUACAGGUCUGAAUGCCCUUCCCAGCGGUAUGUCUCUCUCCAGUGUUCCCACUGUGGACUGAGGGCCAUGAUGGGGCGGAUCGUGGGAGGGGCGCUGGCCCCAGAGAGCAAGUGGCCUUGGCAAAUCAGCCUGCACUACGGCACCACUCACAUUUGCGGGGGCACGCUGAUCGACGCCCAGUGGGUGCUCACCGCCGCCCACUGCUUCUUCGUGACCCGGGAGAAGAUUCUGGAGGGCUGGAAGGUCUAUGCAGGCACCAGCAACCUGCUCCAGCUGCCUGAGGCAGCCUCCAUCUCCCAGAUCAUCAUCAAUGGCAACUACACGGAUGAGGAAGAUGACUACGACAUCGCCCUCUUGCGGCUCUCCAAGCCCCUGACGCUGUCUGCUCACAUCCACCCUGCCUGCCUCCCUAUGCACGGACAGACCUUCAGCCUCAAUGAGAACUGCUGGAUCACAGGUUUUGGCAAGACCAAGGAGACCGAUGAGAAGACAUCCCCCUUCCUCCGGGAGGUACAGGUCAACCUCAUUGACUUUAAGAAAUGCAAUGACUUCUUGGUGUACGACAGCUACCUUACCCCAAGGAUGAUGUGUGCCGGGGACCUUCGGGGAGGCAGAGACUCCUGCCAGGGAGACAGCGGGGGGCCCCUGGUCUGUGAGCAGAACAGCCGCUGGUACCUGGCAGGGGUCACCAGCUGGGGCACGGGCUGUGGCCAGAGAAACAAGCCUGGCGUGUACACCAGAGUGACCGAAGUCCUCCCCUGGAUUUACAGCAAGAUGGAGAGGGAGGUGCGCUUCCGGAAAUCCUAAGCAGCUGGCCUGUCCCACCUCACGGCACUGGCCAAAGUGACUGGGCCACCUGCAGUGUCACCUGGGCUAAAGGCCACCAGGCACCUUCGUUACUCCCACCUCCACUGUCUGCUGCCUCUGUGAAUGGGCAUACGCGUGUGCAUGUGUGUGCGUGCACGCGUGUGCAUGUGUGUGCAUGCACGCGUAUAUGUUGUUGCUCUCCCAAGGUCUUCAGAAACCAGGAGAGCUGUCAGCUCUUCCCAAACCCCAGGCUGGAAAGCACCUGGAGUUAAUAGUUUGGGCACUGUGGAGGUUCCUGCGGGGGUGUCCAUAUGGAUGGAGGAGGUGAAGCCCAAACAGGGCCCCAGAGAAGGGCCUGGAAUUGCACCUCAGGAAUUCUUGCUCCUCUGACACUGACUCGGAGACCAGCCCAGAUUGAGUGGCCACCAGCAGUGCAAGUGACGGCCAGGUGGUGGAGGGCCUGGGCUGGCCCUAGCGGGAAGAUGCUCCCCUUGGCAUUACGAGCGUCCUGCCCUUUCUCAGACCUUCUGCUGGUGCCCAGAUGUGGAGGGCCGGCUGAGCUGUGGCUGUCCAGGCUCACAGCUGCUCUUGUUCGGUCACAGGCAGUCGGGGCAGAUUUUUAUUUUAUUUUUAUAUUCAAGAAAUGGAAGUAGAUGCAUUUUUAAAGAUUCUUCAAAAAUUCCAGGAGCCUGAAGUGCUAGCAUCCAUCACCCCCAAAAACUCCAAGGGACUUAUGGGAGUUGUGCCAUUCCAGAGUCCUGCUGAAUGUUCCUGACCUCAAGGGACCGGAUGAAGGAGCCCCUCUGGGGUCCUCAGGGUAGGGAGUCCUCAUGCGGGCUGGCCAGCAAACCCAUCACAGAGAGCCACAAGCAUUGCUGCAUCCAAAGGCCACAACCAGGACGUGACGAAAUGACUGCUGCUUCUCCGUGGGCCUCGGAGCCUGAGAGAGUCCAGAUGGACAGGCCCCCCUCGUUCCUAGUGCUGUCCUGGGCCUUGCAGUUUCUUCUCCACUUCUCCACCUUUCAAGUUCUCCGUUGUUUCAGACACCUGGCACGGACAUGAACACUGCCAUGGAGAGAGAGCUGACACUGUGCCGGGCCCUCCGAACAGCCAUGUCGAAGGAUCUGAGUUGUGCUGUUCCUGUAAGCCAUCAGCGUACCUGACCUCCAUGCCAGCUAGAGGCCUGGGCCUUCCCCAGCCUUUCCUCCAGGCCACCAGUUCCUUGCCUACUCCCAUUCUCCUCACUUCCCUUGAGCCUGCCUCAUGGUGCUAUGACUCUCAGAGGCAGGGUGCAUGCGGGUCAGCCCAGCAGCAAGGCUGGGCAGAGUCCGAGGGGGCUAGUUGCAUGUUAUCAGGACUGGGGGUGGGGGAGGGCAACAUGCAUGUCUACAGUAGCCCCGGCAAUGGCCUUCAGCAAUAAAAGUUGUGUGACCUGAAAAA